AUGGCUGACGAUUUGUUACCUUUGCUUGGACUUGAUCUGUACGGAGAAGGACAAUCUUCUGAAGACGAAAAUGAAGUGGAUGCAGAACAGGUAGAAGUUGAAAUGAUGGAAGACACUGAUCGAAAAAAAGAUAAGAAAAAAAGUUCUAAUGACAAGAAAAAAGAUAAAAAGAAAGAUUCCAAUCAGAAUAUCAACUAUGAUCCAUCGUUACCCACAGCUCAUUCAUACCUUGGGACAGACUUGCAAGAAUACAGUGGUCGUACAGUAUUGGAGGAUGAUUGUUAUAUGUCGCUACCAUUAUUAACGUUACCAAAUGUUGUAUUGAUACCUGGACAGACCUUACCUUUACACUUAUUCCAACCCAGACUAGUGUCCAUGAUGAAACGUGUACUGCAGACAGAUAGGACAUUUGGAUUGGUCACUUGGAGAUACGACAAUGCGCCCAUGACAGGACCCACUCUUGCAAAAAUUGGAACAACAGCUGAAAUAUACUCAGUGAAAGAGGAAUCAGAAGCAGGUAUCGAUACGAUAAGGAUAAAAGCAACAGGGAGACAACGAUUUGAAUUGAUUGAGACCAGAAGACAAGUUGAUGGAGUAACUAUGGCAAAGAUUAAAAUUCUUGCGGAAGCUGAUCUCCCAGAUUGUUUACAAGGUGCACGACUUGAUUCACACAAUAGAUUUAGAAUGAACAGUGUCCGCAGUAUGAAGCCACCUGAAUGCAGUGGAGAUGCUGCAUCAAAUCUACAGACACAAGUUAAAAAAAGAAAACGUUCAGCAGCUGAUUUCACAUGGUGGCCUUUUUGGAUAUAUGAACAGUAUGAUGCAGAGUUACUCAUAAAUAGAAUUAAAAAAGAGUUAUCAGGAUGGUACGAAGGAACGCAAACUAAGUUAUCGAAUGUGCCGUCCAACCCUACAGACUUCUCUUUCUGGGUUGCCAGCAAUUUACCAUUGGAUGAUGGUUGGAGGUUACAUUUACUAGAAAUAAACUGUGCAGUACAGAGGUUGAGAUGUGAACUUGAUCUUAUGAGAAAGUGUACUAUACUUUGUUGUAAAGAAUGUGGUCAACAGAUUGCCAACAAGCGUGAUGUGUUCAGUAUUUCAUUGGAUGGUCCUAUGGCAGCCUAUGUUAACCCAGGUGGUUAUGUGCAUGAAACCUUCACACUGUACAGAGCAUCAGGACUUAACCUCAUGGGGAGACCGUCUGAAGAAAACAGCUGGUUUCCGGGAUAUGCCUGGACGAUUACACAAUGUAGAGGUUGUGCCAGUCACAUGGGUUGGAAAUUUACAUCAGUGAAGAAAAAGUUGAAACCAGACAAAUUCUGGGGCCUGUGCCGUUCAUCGCUCAUUCCAGGGCUAUUGGAUCAAGACAGAGACUCCAAUUGGCAACCCAUUAUGUGAAAAACUGUUUUCAGCUAGGGAGUAUGGUAACUCUCUUGACUAAUCAUAUACUUCCUAUGAUUUAUGGAUUAUUCUUACAAUCUUGAAACGAUUGUAACUUAAAUAAAAC
This is a messenger RNA of Saccoglossus kowalevskii, 1507 nucleotides long. Its product is annotated as protein cereblon-like. NCBI's taxonomy places the organism in Eukaryota, Metazoa, Hemichordata, Enteropneusta, Harrimaniidae. The record is from RefSeq and is a predicted model, not a curated record.